ACAACGAGUUCUCAUGAACUUCUGGUUUACUCAAUUCUCAUGAAAAAUAUUACCGUUUUGGGAAAAUUUUUGCUAUUUAUCUUUGAGAUUAAUAGAUGGUAGCAUCUUAUUGUGAACAUACUGAUUGUAUCAACGAUCGAACCUCGAGUUUGAGCAGCAAAGUUCAAGUGUGAGAGGUGAGAUAUUGAUGAUGAUGAGAGAGAAAAAAAUCAGAUUCAAGUUCAGACACAUGAUAAACUCACUGAGUAACUUUCAUUUCCUCAUUUGAUCAUCAUCAUCAUCAUUUCUCUUCCUCAAUUCCACUUACGUUUCAUCAUCAUCUCUCAACAACUACUACUAUUAAUUUAUAUAAGUGUCCACAGAAAAAGGUGACAAUGUUAAUCGCGAUCGGAUAAAAUAUAACCAACAGAGUUAAAAUUGUCUACAAUUAACAAGAAAUUCAACUUUAAAUAUCUUCUUCACCAUUAACUCUGAAAAUGUGCCAAAGUUUUUAUCGAAUUAGAUCAAUUUUAAUUAUUCUUCUCAUUGAAUUUAAUAAGUUUACUAUUGGUAAUCUGACAAUUAAUCAGCUCAACGAGUCAACAUUAUCCAUUCAUCCCUGGUUACCCAUAGGUAACUUUACAGGUAUCAUAAUUAACGACAAUAGUGCUAAUCAAAGUUACUACAAUUACAAUUAUGUUUACAAUGUAACAUCCGAUCAACAAUCAACUUCAUCGGAUAAAAUUAGUGAUGAAAUUGAUACUGGUGAUGGUGAAAUUGAAACAAUAUAUCAAAAGAUUGGAAAUAAUUUCAGUGAUAAAGUGAAUGAGGUUAAGAUUAACACUAAUCUGGAUGAAUCUUCAUUAUCAUUUCCUGAUGAUUCACCCACCAAGGAGGAAGAUUAUGCUGGAGGUAAUUAUGGUAAUGAAGAUGAUAUUCUUGGAUCUGAAGGUGGAAAUGGUAACUUUGCAUCUCAGGAAGAUGAGGAAGGAUUAACAUGAUUCAAUUUCCUUUUUAUCGGUGAUAAUUUUCAUCUCUUUCUCUCUCUCAAUGUCACUCUGUCUUUUUCUUCAAUCAUUAUAAAGUUGUAAAUCUUAAAGAAAAAGAGAUGAAUCGAAAAGAACAAAAAGAAAAUUGGAAUUUUGGAUACUCAUUUACUCCACUUUUCCAUGUGUAUUUUCACAUAGAAAUUCUGAACAACAAAGGAUUACAAGAGUUCCAAUGGAUUAACAUUUGAUUAUUCAUCAUGAACAGUUUAUAAAUAUUAUCAAUCUAAUGGCUAAUUGGACAUUUGAAAUAAUAGUUGAGAAACUUUUACAAUGUAUCGAAAUAAAUUCGAUUCCAAGAAUCUUGAUAAAUGAAUUUAAAUUGUAAAAUGUUGAUUAUUUGAAUAAAAUAGAAAUUCCCAUGAAA
This is a messenger RNA of Panonychus citri (citrus red mite), 1392 nucleotides long. RefSeq lists its product as uncharacterized. The record is from RefSeq and is a predicted model, not a curated record. The coding region runs from base 477 to 980 and encodes 167 amino acids. Lineage: Eukaryota; Metazoa; Arthropoda; Arachnida; Trombidiformes; Tetranychidae. The transcript has a single exon.